This is a messenger RNA of Felis catus (domestic cat), 1026 nucleotides long. RefSeq names its product interferon kappa (gene IFNK). Bases 60 to 716 code for a protein of 218 amino acids. Gene Ontology annotation, biological process: natural killer cell activation involved in immune response; T cell activation involved in immune response; B cell proliferation. Gene Ontology annotation, cellular component: extracellular region. Gene Ontology annotation, molecular function: type I interferon receptor binding; cytokine activity. Lineage: Eukaryota; Metazoa; Chordata; Mammalia; Carnivora; Felidae. The record is from RefSeq and is a predicted model, not a curated record. The transcript has a single exon.
UAAAAGGCAUGUGAUGGAACACUUAAGACCUAAAACAUCACUGUCAAUCUUGAGUCUGGAUGUUUAGCUUAGGAAGAAAAAAAAAAAAAAUGAACACUAAGCCUGAUGUGAUUCAAAAGUGUUUGUGGCCUGCAUGCCUUGUAGGUCUGUUCAUCCCUGGCGCCCUCUCUCUGCACUGUAACUUGCUGCAUCUUCACCUGAGGGAAGUCACCUGGCAAAAUCUGAGACUUCUGAACAGCAUGAGCAAUUCAUUUCCUGUAGAGUGCCUAAGAGAAAGCAGAGCUUUUGAGUUGCCCCAAGACAUCCAAUCACACACCCCACCUGGGAAAAGGUACCUCAAGGAGGCCUUCUAUGAAAUGUCCACACAGGCCUUCAACAUCUUCAGAGAGUCCACCACCAAAUCCACUUGGAAAAAGAAAAACCUGAAACAAAUCCAAAUCAGACUUGAUUGGCAGAUGCACCACUUGGAAAAAUGCUUCGAGGAAGAGGAGAAAGGGAAGGAAGACUCGAAACAGAGGGAAGAGGAUGGGAUGGACUUCUCAGGAGCUAUGGUCUCCCAGGUGAGCAGCCUAGAACUGAGGAGAUAUUUCUAUAGGAUGUACAACUUCCUGAAAGAUAAGAAAUACAGUCCCUGUGCCUGGGAGAUCAUCCGAGUGGAACUCAGAAGAUGUUUCUACUACUUCUAUAAAUUAACACUACUACUCAGGAAGAAAUAAGGUAUAUUCUUAGAAUUAAAAUUCCAUUUCUCUCCAACAGCUCCUUCUCUUUCAUCUUCUUUUUAAGAAUUAUUGGGCUAUUCUCCAUUGGAGUGGCGGUGAUUUAUGCAAGGUUUAGAGUCUCUAAAGUUGGCCUUGAGACAUCAGCUACCUUUCCAAGAGAGGUGAUGCCAACCAUCCCCUGGGUACCCUGAAUCUUGUUAGAAAGUUCCGAAGUCAGUUCUAAAGGAAUGAGAUUCUCUUCAUGUUCUUCUACUGUUUUCUUCCCCAUUCCUUGUGCCAUUUUGUACUCACUUUGCUCUACUACCUU